Messenger RNA from Scophthalmus maximus (turbot), 1591 nucleotides. It is a transcript of the gene bkgd, whose product is annotated as chromosome 2 C11orf54 homolog. The record is from RefSeq and is a predicted model, not a curated record. Bases 328 to 1287 code for a protein of 319 amino acids. Gene Ontology annotation, molecular function: zinc ion binding; hydrolase activity, acting on ester bonds. Gene Ontology annotation, cellular component: nucleus. The transcript has 8 exons. NCBI's taxonomy places the organism in Eukaryota, Metazoa, Chordata, Actinopteri, Pleuronectiformes, Scophthalmidae.
AGAUGCGCUGAUAGAUUGCUACUAUGGAAAUUAUAAAAUACAUGAUAUUACAACAAUAUUAAAUGGAUAUAAAUAUAGCCCGCAACACAUACAUAGGAAAGUUGUUUAUAGUCGUCAGCAGACAACAUUACCCAUGAACAAAUGGUGUACAUUUGCAUUUAAAGGAAGCCAAAUGAGAACGCUUAGACGAGGAAACACUAUCUGAGAUAGGAACCAUCUUGCUGGUGUUAAGUCUUUGGUUGUACUUUAACCCUGUGCUCGCCUCUCGGAGAUCGACCCUCCUGCAGUGCGAACAGUCUGCGGGCACAUUCACCAACAAGUGCAGUUAUGGCUGAUGUGGGCAAAACCCAGAGGGUGCAGCUGCACGCCCCGGGCCUGGAGGAGCUGCGUGGUGUGUUGCAAGCAGGACUGGAGGGCAACUUCGCAGAAGUUGAGGUGAGUGUUGUGGAGUGUCCAGAUCUCACCAAAGGACCAUUCCACUUCCCUGUCAAAGGCUUGUGUGGAAGUCCUCGCAUCACUGAUGUUGGCGGUGUGCCGUACCUGGUUCCCUUGGUCCAAAAGCACAAGGAAUACAACAUGAACACUAUUUCUAAAGAGUUGGAGCUGCCUGGAGCGUUCAUCCUCGGUGCGGCAGCUGUUCCCUCCAGGAUCGUUGGGAUGAAUGCUGAGCUGAUGCCCGUGGUUCUCACAGAAGCAGAGGGGAGGCCCGCGGUGAACAGCAGUUACUUCUCCUCCAUCAAUCCGACCGAUGGACAGUGUCUGCAAGAGAAGUACAGCGACAAAUUCUCUGACUGCAGCUUUGGACUGCUGGGCAAUCUGUAUGCCUGCGAAGGGCAGUCCGGAAAGGUCAUAGAGGUGCGGGCCAAGAAGAGAACGGGAGGCCACAGUCUCGUGACGGCCUUGAGGACGACUUUGGAAGGCCACUACCCCGAUAAAAGCCUGGCUCUAGGGGGCACCUUCAUCAUCCAGAAAGGGAAAGCUAAAAUCCACAUCAUGCCAAGAGAGUUCUCAGUCUGCCCCCUCAACACCAACGAUGAGGUCAACAACUGGCUCAAGCACUUUGAGGUCAGCGCUCCACUCAUCUGCCAGUCGGUGCUCGUCUCCAGAGAUCCUGGUCUGGACCUGCGUGUGGAGCACACCCACUGCUUCAGCCACCACGGGGAAGGUGGCCACUACUACAUAGACACCACACCUGACAGUGUGGAGUACCUGGGCUACUUCAUGCCUGCAGAGUUCAUCUACCGCAUCGACAGACCCACAGAGACGCAUGUAGUUGGACGAGAGUGAAACCCUUGAAGAGAUUCAUAAAUCCUGUUUGCAGCAUAGCAUCUUUUGUUAAUCAAAAGUUAUCAAACAGUUUGUGAUUUAUAGUAUUUUCUAUGCAUUUUGAUACCCCACAAAUAACUUUGACAUUUUAAAAAUGAAAAUGAUUAGUUAACAUUACUCCUGUGAAUCACAUUUCUCUCUCAAGAUUCUUCCACAUUUGAUACAAACAAUAUCACAGAAUUUCAUGAAAUAAAUACAGCUGUCGUCCAUUUGCAUAAUUUUGUUUUAUCUUACUUGCUGUAUUAAACGUCUUUAUAGGAGUGUG